Molecule: messenger RNA, 1708 nt
Organism: Drosophila elegans
Lineage: Eukaryota; Metazoa; Arthropoda; Insecta; Diptera; Drosophilidae
Gene: CkIIalpha-i1
Product: zinc finger protein 354C
Exons: 3
Coding region: 85-1590 (501 amino acids)
Biological process (GO): regulation of transcription by RNA polymerase II
Cellular component (GO): nucleus
Molecular function (GO): RNA polymerase II cis-regulatory region sequence-specific DNA binding; DNA-binding transcription factor activity, RNA polymerase II-specific
Source: RefSeq, a predicted model, not a curated record
UGUUCCUGCCAUAACAAUCGAAAGAAUUUGUUUACAUUUUUUGUUAAUUUGAUUUCUUAUCAAAACUUUCAAAGCUAUAAGAAAAUGUCAGAUGAGGAGCUCUGCCAAUUGUGCUUGGAACAUCAGAGAUUUGAGAUUGACUUCGUGAAGCCCGUGUUUAAUUCAACCACAAAACUACUACUAAAACUCUUCGAGUGCUAUAAUAUUUUGAACAAGACGAACUUCUUUAGCAUUUGCAAGCAAUGUUUUAAAAAGGUUUUGUAUAUAUGCGAAUCACUCAAAAAAUGGGGCAGUGCCCAGGAAAACAUCAAGAAAACCAACAGUGCAAUACAAAACCUGUUGGGAAAAACUAAUACCGUCGAUCUAGGGGAAAAACCUUUGCAACCGUACCAACACAUCUACUGCGUAGAACCCGAUGUAUUCGAAAUCUCGGAUACAGACGAUGGCUUGGCGACUCGGGUUAAGUCAGAGUCCCCAGUCGCCGAAAAUGACGAUGAUUUGGAAUUUAUAGCGGAGGAAACUGUUAUCCACGACAAAGGCAUCUUAUCCCUGGAUAUAGACGAUCAAUUUAAGUCAAAGUCCCCAGUUUUCGAAGAGGAAUCUACUCAAUUACCCCAAAGGACUUUCUGCGUAGAGCCCGAAGUAAAUAGCAACUCCAUGGAUGCAGACGAAGACUUUGCGAUCCUGGAAAAUUUGGAAUCCUCAACUGCAGAAAAUAGGGAAAGACAUUUGGCAACAUAUGAUAGAGAAGUUCAAGGGAAGGAAUCUUUACAACCGCCUCUUCAAAAUAUAGAAUUGUUCCAGAUAAAGAGCAUUGAUUCGCCGGAUAUGGACGAAGUCUUGGCGGUUCACGUGCAGUUGGAGGCCCGUGCAGAACGAAAUGAUGAAGAACCCCUGGAACCAGUUGAAACGGAAGAGGCUGAGAUAUUCUGCGUGGGCCUUCGACAAGAUGGCUUGAAAUUUGCAGAACUCUUCAAGGAUCAAUUUAACGUCGUCCAGUUCAUGUGCACUUGCUGCGAUCAUGCAUUCGACAGUGUAACACCUGUGCGGGAGCACAAUUACGUGGAACGUCUGAAUCCUGUUUACAUGUGCCACGAUUGCGGUGCCUGUUUUUCAAUUGCCCCGGAAAUAAAGGAGCAUCGCGAGAAGGAGAAGCAUUGCAACCGCGUUAUCAGAGACAUGGAAUAUAGAUGUCUAAAGUGCGGCCAGACAUUCUUAAACAUCAGAGCUGUCAAGUGUCAUGAGAAAAACAGACACAGUCCCGAGAAGCUCCAUUGCCUGGAGUGCGACCUGUUUUUCCGGAUCCGGCCAGAUUUCCACCGGCACAUGAAGGAUAUGCAUUUGUCCAUGACGAGCCGCGUCUGUCGCUAUCCAAAAUGCAGACGAAAGUUUUGGUCGCAGGAGGAGUACGAGCUGCACCUGAAGUUCCAUAAAAAUCACCAGAAAUACUGCUCUUGCGGUAGUCUAGAAAGGCACAUGAGGAUACAGCGUCACCGGAAGAAACAGCAGACGGAACGAGAACGGAUUAAUACCCAGAAGCAGGAAGCAGUUGGAGACUUUAUCAUUCAUCACCUCUCUGAAGAAUCCUAAAUCUCCAGUUUCUUCAUCGGAUACUUUGACAAAAUAUCAAAAAUAAUUGUAAAGUUCGUGAAAAAUGCCGAAUGAAGAGAUCUGCAGAUUAUGCAAGACGAGUACAGGUCGGUUUGAU